This is a messenger RNA of Pararge aegeria (speckled wood butterfly), 6088 nucleotides long. RefSeq names its product angiotensin-converting enzyme-like. Gene Ontology annotation, cellular component: plasma membrane. The record is from RefSeq and is a predicted model, not a curated record. Gene Ontology annotation, molecular function: peptidyl-dipeptidase activity; metallopeptidase activity. Gene Ontology annotation, biological process: proteolysis. NCBI's taxonomy places the organism in Eukaryota, Metazoa, Arthropoda, Insecta, Lepidoptera, Nymphalidae. The transcript has 35 exons. The coding region runs from base 101 to 6088 and encodes 1995 amino acids.
GAUUCGUUGGCCGGACGUGUUCUGUGCUGUGGGAUUCCGUGUACGAACUUAACAGGCAAUUGGUGCUCAUGACGUUUCUAAUAUAAUUGGUACAACCGACAUGUCUAAAGUCAAGACGAUGUUGAAGAUCGGCGGCGGCGCGGUGCUGCUGGCGGCCAUCGUCGCCGUGUUCGUGGUGGCCACGCAGGGCCGCGACCCCGACCUGGAGGCUCUGGAGCAGGAGGGCCGCGAGUACAUCGCACAUCUAGACCGCCGAGCUGGCGCACGCAAGAACGCGGCCAGCCUGGCCGAAUGGGCGUAUACCUCUAACAUCACUGAAGCAAACGAAGAGAGACGGAUACAAGUACAACUAGAACUCUCAAAGCAGGAGAAACAAGCGUGGAGCGAAACGAAAAUGUACAGAUGGCAAGAUUUCCAAGACUUCUCCCUGAGAAGGAUGUUCAAGAAGUACAGCCAGCUGGGCGUGGCGGCGUUGCCUGACGAUAAAUAUAAAUUGCUGAUGCAGUGCGUAUCAGGAAUGGAGUCCAAUUAUGCUACGUCAAAGAUCUGUGAUUAUAAGAACACUAGCAAAUGUGAUCUUGCCUUAGAGCCUGAGAUAACGGAGAUCUUCGCAAAGAGCCAAGACCCGGAGGAGUUAAAGCACGCGUGGGUGGAGUGGCAUCGCGCAGCUGGUGCUAGAGCGAGACAGAACUUCACACAGUACGUGCAGUUGGACAACGAGGCGGCGAAGCUUAAUGGUUUCAAGGACGUAGCUGACUGGUGGCUGUCAGAAUACGAGGUACCUGACUUCGAACAACAGCUAGCCAAGCUGUGGGAGGACGUUAAGCCUCUCUACCAGCAACUACAUGCAUAUGUCCGAAAGCGUCUGAGGGACAAGUAUGGAGAAAAUGUUGUAUCGGCUAAAGGACCAAUUCCCGCGCAUUUGUUAGGUAAUAUGUGGGCGCAAACGUGGAACAACAUCGAGUCCUUCACCCGUCCCUACCCUGACAAGAAGGAGAUAGACAUAACAAAAACUAUGAGGGACGAAAACUACACACCGCUGAAAAUGUUCCAAAUGUCGGAUGAAUUCUUCAGAUCAUUGAACUUGACAGCUAUGCCGGAGAAGUUUUGGAAAAAUUCCAUUAUUGAGAAACCAACUGAUCGAGAGAUUGUUUGUCAUGCGUCAGCCUGGGACUUUUACGAUGGCGAAGAUUUUAGGAUCAAACAGUGCACAACAGUCGAUUACGAAUAUUUCCAAACGACUCACCACGAAAUGGGGCACAUACAAUACUUCCUACAGUAUAAACAUCAGCCGGUGAUAUUCCGCGAUGGAGCCAACCCAGGUUUCCAUGAAGCUGUAGGUGAUACGAUAGCCUUGUCAGUGUCAUCUCCUAAACAUUUACGGCGUGUUGGAUUGAUAAGCGGAGACGCCGAGGAUGAGCAGACAGAAAUCAAUCAGCUCUAUAAAAUGGGUAUCGACAAAAUUGUGUUCCUUCCAUUCGCAUAUGUUCUGGAUCUAUUCCGGUACAGUGUGUUCCGAGGGACGACUACGCCGGACGACUACAAUUGUCACUACUGGCGGCUGAGGGAUGAACUGCAAGGAGUGGAGCCGCCGGUUAACAGGACUGAAGAGGAUUUCGAUGCCGCUGCCAAAUACCAUGUGUCUGCUGAUGUAGAAUACGCGAGAUACUACGUAUCAUUCAUAAUCCAGUUCCAAUUCCAUCGCGCGCUGUGCCAACUGGCAGGGGAGUACGUACCAGAAGAUCUAACCAAGAAACUGGUCGAUUGCGACAUUUAUCAGAGCGUUAACGCUGGAAAUGCAUUAUCGAAUAUGCUAAAGAUGGGUUCCUCGAAACCUUGGCCCGACGCGAUGGAGGCACUAACGGGGCAAAGGGCCAUGAAGGCUGACGGAUUACUGGAGUACUUCAGGCCAUUGCACGAAUGGUUACAGGCUGAGAACCAACGCACUGGGGAGUACAUCGGCUGGGAACCGAGUAAAAUGCAAUACUGUACUGAGGAGCAGCUCGCGGCCCUGGACGCGAAGGCGAAGCCCGAACCAGUGCACGAGUCUGAAGCGUCGAAAAGCUUUGCCGUUACUGUGUGGGAUAUUUUAAAAAUGCCUUGUGGAUAUUGUACGGAGACCACUAAACGGGCUUUAUUUAUGAUGUUGAAGAUCAUCGUAGAGCUAGCCCUCGUUGGGGCGAUCGCUUCGGUGUUCAUCGUAGCGGCGCAGGGCAGUGCCGAGGAAAGGGCUGCAGAGGAAGCCGCAGGGAGGAGGUACAUGCGGACGCUCGAUGAAUCUACGUCCAGGGCGAAGAAUCGGAAAACUCUGGCUGCUUGGGAAUACCAAUCGAACAUAACUGAUUUUAACCAGGAAAGACAGUUACAAGUGGCCCUAGAAGUAGCAGAUCAAGAGAAAGAGGCCUGGAAGGAAACAAUGACCUACCUCUGGCACGAAUUCGAGGAUCCAGAACUCAAAAGAAUGUUCCAGAAGUACUCCAAACUAGGCACAUCUGCUCUUCCAGAAGACCUGAACCAGAGACUUAUUAGUGCUAUUAACAACAUGCAGGCGACAUACGCUAAAGCAACGAUCUGCGAUUACAAUGAUCGCACGAAAUGUGAUCUUCGCGUUGAGCCAGAAAUAACGGAAAUCUUCGCUAAAAGCAGCGAUGCUGAAGAGCUAAAAUACACAUGGUUGGAGUGGCAUAAGGCAGCCGGUGCGGCUUCCAAGGCUGACUUUAUUGAGUACAUCAAUAUGGACAAUGAGGCUGCCAAGUUAAACGGAUACGACAGUGUAGCGGAAUGGUGGCUGAGUGAAUACGAGGAGGCUGAUAGCGAGGAUCAGUUCGCUGCGCUGUGGGACCAGAUCAAACCACUGUACCAGCAGAUUCACGCCUACGUGAGGAGGCACUUGAGACUGAGAUACGGAGACCAGGUCGUCUCUGCCAAGGGGCCCAUUCCUGCGCAUUUGUUGGGUAAUAUUUGGGCUCAAUCCUGGAACAACGUAGAGAAGUUUACGAGACCGUAUCCCGACAAGCCAGACGUAGAUGUGACUGCAGCUCUCAUUAGUCAGAACUACACAGCCUUGAAGAUUUUCAAGACAGCAGAAGAAUUUUUCAAAUCUAUCAACUUAAGCGGGAUGCCGGAUCUGUUCUGGGAAAGGUCAAUAAUUGAAAAGCCCCAGGACGGGCGUGAUAUGGUAUGCCAUGCAUCCGCUUGGGACUUCUUCGAUGGAGAAGAUUUCAGGAUAAAGCAGUGUACAACUAUAACGAGUGCCUUCUUCAAGACAACUCAUCACGAAAUGGGCCACAUCCAGUACUACCUGCAGUACAAAGAUCUACCUGUUAUAUACAGGGCAGGAGCUAAUCCAGGGUUCCAUGAAGCCGUUGGAGACGUGAUUUCCCUGUCCGUGGACACUCCCAAACAUUUGAGGGUUAUGGGCUUGCUCGAAGAUGGACCCGAUGAUCUUGAGUCCAAUAUAAACCAAUUGUACAAAAUGGGAAUUGACAAGAUUGUCUUCCUACCAUUCGCCUAUCUACUGGACUUGUUCCGCUAUGGUGUGUUCCGUGGUAGCACCAGUGAAGCGGACUACAACUGCCACUUCUGGCAGCUGAGGGAAACAUUACAAGGCGUGGAGCCACCGGCAUCGAGGAGUGAGGAAGACUUCGAUCCCGCUGCAAAAUACCACAUCUCUGCUGAUGUUGAAUACAUGAGAUACUAUAUCUCCUACAUCAUACAGUUCCAAUUCCACCGCUCCCUGUGCCAGCUAGCCGGGGAGUACACGCCCGGCGAUACAGACAGACUGCUGUCUAAUUGCGAUAUUUAUAACAGCACUGAAGCUGGAAAUGCUCUGGGUAAAAUGCUACAAAUGGGUUCAUCCAAGUCCUGGCCGGACGCGAUGGAAGCUCUCACGGGGCAGCGCAAGAUGGAUGCCAGCGGAGUGCUGGAAUACUUCCAGCCUUUAUACGAAUGGCUGAAAACGGAGAAUGAACGUACUGGAGAAUACAUUGGCUGGGAACCUACCACCGUUCAAUAUUGCACACCGGAACAACGGAACAACAUGGAAAACUCAGAGUUUCGUCAGAAGUUAAUCAAAUACUCCGAACCCUUCGGCCAAACCAUGGCCUGUGCUAAAACAAUUGUUCAAAUAUUGGCCCAUGUUUCCUUUGUAAUUUUGUGUCACGCCGAACCCCAGUUAGACCUGCCACCUCUACCCCAAGUUUCCACACAGAGGAACCCUUACUAUGGAUUAUCCAGUACAACGCCAGCUAACCAGUUCGAUUUGAACCGAAAUUUCCAGUUCACCAAUGCAAGACCACAAGGAUCUGCCACCCCUGGAGUAUACCCGGUUUCAUCUACCCCAAUAAACAGAAUCAAUCCAGAUAUUAACAACAAUGGAUACCCAAGUCUAGAUUACGGGAAUGGACGUAAUCCAACGUCUACGCUACGUCCCAAUGACGAUAGAAACAGAGAAUUUCGUCCAUUUGACAAUAGGGGUCGUGAUGAUAGAAUAGACAUUAAUAAUGACGCUAACUUCAGACGAAAUGAUCCGAAUUUUGCUCGGACUGAUCCUAAUUACGUGGGAACGAAUCCUUAUAAUUUUAAUGGGGAUUCCAAUACAAAUCGCAUUGAUGAUAGGUUGAAUCACGCCAGUUUGCAGCGCGUCAGGGAUUUCCUGCUCCAAGCUGAUGAUCAGGCUUCCAAGGAGUGUACCAACAACGUUGCCUCGCAAUGGAAUUUCGAAACUGACGUCAAUGACGCAACGCAACACGCAGCCUUAGAAGCGCAGCAACGCUACACCCUCUUCCAACGAGGGUUGUGGGAAGCCGCUCAACAAGUUCCACUGGGGGCUAUCAGAGACUUCUCCUCGUUCAGGCAGCUGCGUAUGCUGUCCAUCAUCGGCCCCGCUGCUCUUCCUCCAGACCAGUUGGACAGAUACAACCGCAUAAUCAACGACAUGCUAGCAGUUUACAACAAUGCCGACAUUUGCGCUUACAACGAGCCCUUCAAAUGCGGACUGCACCUCCAACCUGACCUCCAGUUCAUCAUGUCCCACUCGAGGGAUUGGGAUGAGCUCCAACACGUUUGGACUGAGUGGAGGCGGAACACCGGAAGGCGGAUUCGGGACUUGUAUGAACAGCUGGUCGAUUUGACAAACCAGGCCGCAAGAUUGAAUAAUUUCACCGAUGCAUCAGCUUAUUGGAUGUUCCCGUACGAAACUUUGAGCUUGAGACAAGAGGUUGAAGAAGUCUGGGAACAGGUUAAACCACUGUAUGACCUUCUCCACGCCUACGUGCGCCGUCGUCUCCGAGAAGCGUAUGGACCGGAGAGAAUUUCCAGGUCUGCGCCUAUCCCAGCUCACAUACUUGGUGAUAUGUGGGGUCAGAGCUGGUCUAGUAUCGUGCCGUUUACUCUGCCUUACCCUGGGAAUAAACUUGUUGAUGUUACCCCGGAAAUGGUGCGACAGGGCUACACGCCACAAACAAUAUUCCAACUGGCCGAAGAGUUCUUCGUAUCUAUGAACAUGUCAGCGAUGCCUCCAGACUUCUGGGCUUUGAGUCUUGUAGAGCAGCCCGCUAGCAGACAGAUCCACUGCCAGCCAUCCGCCUGGGACUUCUGUAAUGGCCACGACUAUAGGAUCAAGAUGUGCACACACCCAGACAUGAAAGAUUUAAUCACGGCUCAUCAUGAAAUGGCCCAUAUAGAAUACUUCUUGGCGUACAAGAACCAGCCUAAGGUGUUCCGCGAUGGUGCUAAUCCAGGUUUCCACGAAGCAAUUGGCGAGACCAUCGCUCUAUCAGUUUCCUCUCCUCGCCAUCUACAGACCCUGGGCUUGAUCCAAAAAUCAGUUGAUGAUACAGCGCAUGACAUUAAUUACCUUUACACCCAGGCCAUGGACAAGGUGGCCUUCCUGCCUUUUGCGCUGGUGAUGGACCGGUGGCGCUGGGACGUCUUCACUGGUGACGUCAGAAAGGAGCAGUAUAAUUGCCAUUGGUGGAGGCUGAGAGAGCAGUAUGGAGGAAUCAAACCACCAGUACUUCGUUCCGAGCUGGACUUUGACCCUGGCUCCAAGUACCACAUUCCAGCCAACAUCCCGUAUAUAAGGUGA